Molecule: messenger RNA, 2150 nt
Organism: Gaeumannomyces tritici R3-111a-1
Lineage: Eukaryota; Fungi; Ascomycota; Sordariomycetes; Magnaporthales; Magnaporthaceae
Exons: 5
Coding region: 89-1864 (591 amino acids)
Biological process (GO): transmembrane transport
Molecular function (GO): transmembrane transporter activity
Source: RefSeq, a predicted model, not a curated record
UGACAUGCAUACCAUGAGUCCAUCUCGCUCCAGCACCGGAAACACCACACGAGCAUAGGUAGGGCUUAGUCUUUGAGCAGUCUUUAAGAUGGGUUUGGGGAUUCUGGAGGACAAGGUCAUGGACCAUGUGCCGGGCACCACCCGGUACUUUGACAACCCGGAGCGCCCGCUCUUCGCCCCCGAUGCCGACACGGGGCUCAAGUGCGACCGCAGCGGCCCCGUGCCCAUCAUCCUAGUGCCGCAGCCGUCCGACGACCCGAACGAUCCGCUCAACUGGCCGCUCUGGCGCCGCGACGUCAUCACCUUGAUCCUCUCCCUCGUCGCCACCAUCGCCGUCUCCCUCGGCCCCAUCCUGGCCGCCAACACGGUCACGCUGUCGCUAUGGUUCGGCGUCGACUUUACAAAGAUCGCCCUGCUUACGGGCUACUUUCUCCUGGGCGUCGGCCUCAUGGGCGUCAUCUUUGUGCCCUCGAGCCGCAUCUGGGGCAAGCGCCACGCCUUUGUUUUCGGCCUUAUCAUAAUCAUAAUCUCUAGCGCCUGGGCCGGCGAUGUCGGCAGGAACUACGACAGCAUGGUCGGUGCGAGGGUCAUCCAGGGCUUUGGCGCCGCCCCUUACGAGGCCCUCGUCAACGUCGCCGUUGGCGAUCUUUACUUUGUUCACGAACGCGGCAAGCGCAUGGCUGGCACCAACCUGGCCGUCUUCGGCGGCGCCUUCGCCACCCCGAUCCUCGUCGGAAAAAUCACACACACCAUCGGUUGGUGGUGGACCUUCUACCUGGUCGCGAUACUGUGUGCCGCGAGCCUGCCGGCCAUCGUGUUCCUCUGCCCCGAGGUGGCGUACCGGCGCGACAAGUCCCUCAACACCGACAUGCUCUCCGAGGACGAGCGCACCGCGUCCAAGCCGAACACGACUAGCCAGUACAACGACAACGGCCGGCCCGAGCAGCCCGCCCCCGCCACAGCCGAUGCGGCUACCAAUCAGGCCCGUAGCGGGGAGGAGAAGCCGCACGACCAGGACGCCGUCAAUCCUUACCCCUCCAACGCCGCGCCGCAGAUGACGCCCAUGGGCAUGCCGAGGCCGGUCCCCCGCAAGAAGACGUUUGUCGAGUCCCUCGCCCUCUUCGACGGCCGCAAGACGGACGACAACUUCUUCGUCCUGUUCGCGCGCCCCUUUGUCCUCUUUGCCCAGCCCGCCUUCUUCUGGGCCUGCCUGAUCCAGGGCACCAUGAUCGGCUGGACCGUCUUUAUCGGCGUCAUCCUCGGCCAGUUCUUCCUGGGCCCGCCGCUGUGGUGGAACGAGGUCAACACGGGCUACGCCUACACGGGCGCCUUCGUGGGCGCCCUGGUCGGCUUCGUCAUCGCCGGCGGCCUGGCAGACUGGAGCGCCAAGAAGAUGACGGCCUGGAACGGCGGCGUGUACGAGCCCGAGUUCCGCAUCGUCCUCAUCAUCCCCCAGCUAAUCCUGGGCUGCGCCGGCUUGUACGGCUUCGGGAUUACGGCCGAUGGGUUGCUGGGCGACAAGUACCACUGGUCCGUCCCCAUCGCCUUCUUCGGGCUCGUGGUCGCCGGCAUGGUCGUUGGCGCCGUCGCUUCGUCGCUUUACAUUGUCGACGCCUACCGCGAUCUUGCCAUCGAGGGCUUCACCUGCAUGAUUAUUUUCAAGAACGUCUUCAGCUACGCUCUGACCUACAAGGCCUACGACUGGAUCCAGGAGAACCAGACCAGGGCCACUCCCGUCUUCAACGCCUUGGCCACGGUCCAGGUUGUCGUCUGCGUUUUGAGCAUUCCCAUGUACAUUUGGGGCAAACGGAUCCGAAGCUUUUACCACCGCCAUGACAUGCUGGUGAAGCUUGGUCUGAAAUGAUGGAGGUGGGAAGUGACGCAAUCCGAGAUUGAUCUCUGCGGGUCAACAGUAUGUCUGUCGACUUGUCAAUAUUUACUCCAUGUGUGGAAACUUUGUUUUUGUUGUCAUGGGCGCCUGGAACUAUCCAGGGCACGUGUUAUUGCAUACAGGAGCAAUGAGUGGUGUAUUAAUGCCAAAUCUUGAGCACCUAGUGCUUUCAUCUAUUUCAAUAUGUGCAGACCUGCCCGCCCAUCUCUCAAGCCGUCGCCUUGUUGCCCGAAGUGCCCUCUGCACCACCCGCCGCCCG